AAGAAAGUUUCCGGAUAUUUUUUACAGAGUUCAGUGAAUGAACCAAAGACAGACGCUGCUGUCAAACAUGAAGUCAAGAGCUUUAUGUCUGCUGGUGCUCCACUGUUUUAUCAAUGUCUGUGAUUUUCAUCCACUCAUCCGUCCCCGAAAUGGACUUCGUGAGUGUCGCAAAAACUCAUCUUUAACAGCACUGGAGGUUCUACCAGGUGGUGGAUGGGACAACCUACGCAACAUAGACAUGGGACGGGUGAUGAACCUGAGCUAUUCUCAGUGCCAGACAACAGAAGACGGUGCUUAUCUCAUUCCAGAUGAAGUCUUUGUCGUUCCACAGAAAAUAAGUGGAGUGGAAACAAACUCUGAGAUGAUCAUGUCAUGGCUGGAGCAGAAAAGUUCCACUUCAAGCUCUAUAAAUGCGGACGUUUCCUUCUACUCAGUGGUUAAUGCAAAAUUCUCAACUGAAAACCAACGUAUGAAGACCCACCAAGUCAAAGACAACUCUGUAACAGCUCGGGUUCAAGUACGUAAUCAUCUGUACUCAGUAAAGGCGUAUCCUGACUUCACUCUGGACUCUCGCUUUGCUCACCAGGCGGAAGAAAUUGCAGACGCUGUUGAGAACAAUCAAACCCGUCAAGCAACUUAUCUGUCAGAGAAACUUAUUCUUGAUUAUGGUACUCAUGUUAUCACAAGUGUUGAUGCCGGUGCCACUUUACUGCAGGAGGACUAUCUUAAAAUGUCCUAUGUCUCUAACAGUCAGUCAGACAUGACUUCCAUCUCUGCAUCGGCUGGCUUUAACUUUUUUGACAAAGUAAAAUUCGAUAUUGGUGGCAAGGAUUCUCAUGGAAGUUCUGAAACAAGCUGUUAUCAGGGUAACAUCACAUAUUCCAUAGUUCAGAGUCAUGGAGGGGCUUUAUUUUAUCCUGGCAUCACUCUGCAGAAGUGGCAGGAGAGCACGCUCAAUAAUCUGGUGGCUAUUGACCGCUCUGGUCUGCCCCUGCACUAUUUUCUCAAUCCAACGACAUUUCCAGACCUUCCAGUCCCGACAGUGAACAAAAUUGCUUUAUCAGUUAAACAUGCUAUCGAGAGUUACUACAAAGUUAACACCAUUCCCGGGUGUGUAAAUCCAGAUUCAAAAAAUUUUAACUUUCAGGCAAAUGUGGAUGAUGCAUCUUGUGAGGGCCCGGUCACUAAUCUUACCUUUGGUGGCGUUUACCAAACAUGUAAUCCAUUGACAUCAGAUGGAAAUGUCCUCUGUGAUGAGCUAGCACAGAAAAAUCCAGCCACGGGUGAUUUUUCAUGCCCUCAAGUGUACACUGCCACUCUGUUGCGCUCGGAGACGGAAGAAAGAGGUUACAAUAAAUAUGAGUGCCACAGACACUGUCAUUCAUGUGGUUUCUUGUGGUUGGACACUUGUUGUGACCAAACAUGUGGUGAUGCUUAUCGUGUCAGUAGUGCAAAAAUUGACACAUACUGGUGUUCCACAUCUCAGAAGACACCUGAGAACUCUGGAUAUCUUUUUGGAGGCCUGUAUGGACCGUCUUUACAAAACCCAAUAACCAAAUCUCGUGGCUGUCCUCCAAAUUUCUUCACCCAGAGAUUUUUGUCAAAUGGCAUGAUGGUGUGUCUGAGCAAUGAUUAUGAGACAGGAACUAGGUUCUCUGUUCCUUUCGGUGGUUUCUUUAGCUGUCAGUCCAGCAACCCUCUUGCGAACGAUCAAUCUCGCUGUCCUACUCAGUUUAGUCAACAUUUAGCUGCUAUUAGUGAUGGCUGUCAGAUAUUGUUCUGCGUCCAGUCAGGUGUUUUUACCGGUGGUCAGUUAAAGCCUGUCCGUCUCCCACCAUUCUCGAGACCACCACUGGUAAGCAUGAUGGCAACAAACACUAUUGCUGUAAUGACAGAAGGCGAUCGGUCAUGGGUACGAGUUGAAAGAACUAAGAUGUGGCGACUGGCAAAGCCUGGUGAAAUUAAGCAAAUGGCAUCGAUGUUUGACGCACCUUCUCAGAUGUCUGGAGGAGAGAAGGCAGGUUUAGCUGUUGGUCUGAUUGCUUUAAUCGCUCUUUUCGCGGCAGGAACAGUGAUUCUAGUGAAAAGAAGGAGAUUUUCUGGUCUUGGUGUAAGCAGAGGGUAUGAAGAGCUUCAUAGUCAGAGUCACAGUGAGAGUGGUGUAGAGAACCAGAGAGAACAACAGAUGGGAACUGCCAAUGAAAACCCUAUUCAGCCUAUAUAAGCACCAUGAUCUUUUUAAAAUGGCUGCUUGGUGAUUUACAGUUAAAAUUCAAUGUAACUUUAUUAGCAUUAAUCGUUCUAUAAAGACCACUCAUCUAAUUUCUUGUUAUCCUUCUAUUUUAAAACUAAAUACAAUAUUACAGACAAGUAUUGUAAUCAGUUUUGGUAAAAUACACCAGUAAAACAUUUAGACAAUUAUUUUCGUCAAUGUACGUCUCUACAAUCUGUACUAAUAUGAACUGUAAAGCUAGCUGAAAUUUCUUGAAAAUGUUAUUGUACAACUUACAGACCACUAUACAGUGGAUAUUUAAAAUAUCCACUGUAUCUAUAUGAAUAUUAAAAAUGAUUUAGAGGGAACCACAAAAUGUUUAAUGUAAUAUGUGUUCAAUGUACAAAAAGUUAUUUUUAAUAAUGGGACCAUUGUGAAAUAAUUAUGAUUAACAUUAACAUAAAAAGAGGGGCAGGAAGAAAAAUUGGGACGCAGAAUGCUUUGUGUGAAUGCUAUAUAUAUACAUCUGUAUAUCUCUGUCUAUUACUUUUCAUUUUAUGAUGAAUAAAUUCUCCAAAAAAAGAA
Triplophysa dalaica is the source of this 2797-nucleotide messenger RNA. It is a transcript of the gene mpeg1.1, whose product is annotated as macrophage expressed 1, tandem duplicate 1. Gene Ontology annotation, biological process: defense response to bacterium. NCBI's taxonomy places the organism in Eukaryota, Metazoa, Chordata, Actinopteri, Cypriniformes, Nemacheilidae. The record is from RefSeq and is a predicted model, not a curated record.